This is a messenger RNA of Acaromyces ingoldii, 1319 nucleotides long. RefSeq lists its product as hypothetical. The transcript has a single exon. The record is from RefSeq and is a predicted model, not a curated record. NCBI's taxonomy places the organism in Eukaryota, Fungi, Basidiomycota, Exobasidiomycetes, Exobasidiales, Cryptobasidiaceae. The coding region runs from base 33 to 1223 and encodes 396 amino acids.
ACCUCUUGCUGAUCCCGUUGUCGUACCCAUCCAUGUUAGACCUGCCUUUGGGUAGUGGGACGCCUGGUCCGUCGAGACAGGUCCACAAGGCUCCGAAGCUAAGAGAGGCCGCCCUUGAAGAAGCAGCCAGAGAGGCCGAGGCAAGCAGCUCCUUUGAAAAAGACUUUGCCGACGUAUUUGACGAAGUCUUUGCUGAGAUGGAACAAGACGCGCGUAGGACUGAGCAGAUCAGGGCAGACGGGCCAAGCAUCCUGCCAUCAGGAGAUGAGGGUAUAACAAUAUCACCUCCUCGAGACUCGACUUUGCUUCGAGACCCUUAUGAUCCUCCAUGGAAGAAUCCGGACGUCGAUGCUCUACAUCCAAAAGUUUGGAAGCUGCUUCAGACUUACAGCCACCCAGACGACGAUGAAAUUGGAGUGGCCUGGAAGAAUGACGAUCCCGUGCUACCCGUCUCAUCCAUUGAUGACCGAAAGCGACCAGUCCCCGGCUCGCAGGUCCGAAAGAAAUGCCACAAAUGCUACAUGGAAGGCGAGCCGUGCGUGUGGUCGGCGCUCACCCAUGGCCCCAUACGAUGUCUCCGAUGCGAAGAGGCGCGCGUGAAAUUCUGCAAUGCCGAUGGCCGCAUUCCCCAGUAUUGGACCAAUCCCGAAAACGAGGAGUGCAGGGAGAAGGCCGACGACGACUUUGGUGAUGCUCAGGGCAAGUUCCUUCUCGCAUACUAUCUCGAGACGCUGCAAGAGGUCCGAGCAAGGAGUCAAGGGUACCUACCUGAGGCGAACUUGGACUUCAUGCAGAUCGCUUCGAGUAAAGUCGGAUACAUCAAGGCGAGGCCGUGGCUGAGGAGAUCGGUCAAGCUUGGCCUGCUCGCGGUCAGACCAGGGACUGGGAAGCGCAAGCACGGGCCAAAAACAGAAGUUUCGCGAAAGAGAAAGGCCCACGGUGCCGAAGAGCAGGAAGCGAUGACGAAAGGAGAGCAGAGAAGGCCCUUCAUCAGCACGCCUUCGCAGCAGAUUCUCAUGCGGGAGGUGCUAGAAACGCGACAGAAGUUGAGGCAGCUUGAGAGGGAGGUCAACUAUCUUGCUGACAAGGCAAGGAGAGACUUUGAACGGCUCUUGCCUUAUAAUCAAGAUGAAGUACUAAAGGCCGACCAAGUAGCGGUACAGGAGGAGCAAAGCAGAGAUGAAAGAGCACAGGGAGAAGACGUAUCCUUGUCUAGUCGCUAAGCUAGAUCGAGUCUUGUCACGCUUGACAGCCUUCUAAGAUGGUACUGUUGCUCUUGAUAACGAAGGAUGCGUCUGCAUGUAAUGAUUCAUAUGACU